AUGGAACACAAAGGAGUGAGAACACGUCGCUUAUGGCGUGAAAUUAAAUUAAUUAUAGUAAAGACUGUGUUAGCAAUGGUUCCGGAAUUAAUGCUUAAUUAUGAACAUCAUUUUUGUGAAUUUAAAUAUCAAGCACCUCAAUGCUUUCAAAUAAUUGGUCUAGAUAUUCUUGUACGGCAAGAUGGUACCCCUAUUCUUCUCGAAGUUAAUUCAUCACCUUCAUUAAGCGUUGACCACAUUUUGGCACAAAAUGAGAAUAUUUGGAUAGAAAAUUCAGAAAUCCCUCAACCAUUUAAUAUAUCAGAACAACCUGUUAGAUCUGUUGUUGAUGAAAUGAUUAAAGUUCCUUUAGUUAGAGACACUUUACUUUUGGUUCUUGAUCAACUUGAAUAUCAUUAUCCUUUAUAUAAAGAAAAUCAAACUAAAUUGGCUGGGAAAAGCGAUUUUAUUAGUGGAUUAAAUGACCAAAAAUUUGAUAAAAACUCCAUUGGAUCAACACUAUCAAUAGCCUCUACAAUUGGAAAUUUAUCAUCUAAAAGUACAAUUGAUGAUUUAGGACUUUUAAAUAGAACAAAAAAGCCUCAUUUAUCUGAGGUAUUCCCAAUAAAUUAUGGACAAACAAGUAAACAUUUGUUAGUUUUAGAUAAAGCAGUUUAUUUAUAUUUGCAAUUUUGUAAUAUAAAACAAACACUUCUUAUUUCAUUACCAGCAAUUCGUGCCUUUAUUAGAAAAUGUGAAUUAACAAAUUUAAUAACUUGUGAUGCUUUAGAAGAGAAAUUUGAUGAAAUUACUAGCCUUUUCUUUGGAAAUGAUAAGAAGACAGCAAUUGUUGUCUCUUCGGGUGCAUUUGCCUUGCCUUUUCGAGGAUUUUUACAUAUUCUUUUCCAUCUUGCAAAAUUAAGAAUUAAUUUAAUAAAUGGAAAAAUUGAAGACGAAUUACAGCUUUUACCGGCAUUACUAGAAUUAUUAACACAUUGUGAUUCUGCACUUCGUCGUUAUGGAGUUCGUUCAGCAAGGCUUAGGCGUGCAGAAUUAAUAAUGGAUAAUGAAGAGGAGAAAAAUAAACGGGACGAGAAUAAUGGCACUUUUAGUAAAGAGAUGCUUGUACAACGUUCCCAGCCUACUUUGAAGAUUUACUUAUUACCAGGACGAAUAAAUCGUCGAUCGUUAGAACCAAUUAAGCAGGGAACAAAUUGGAUUAAUGAAUAUAAAAGAAUUAAUACAAAAUCUAUUCGAACAAAAUCGUUGCCGAGAAAAUUUGCUGGAAAAUAUACAGUUCGUAGAAGGGAACAUAAUUUGAAAUUUUGA
Messenger RNA from Meloidogyne enterolobii, 1308 nucleotides. NCBI's taxonomy places the organism in Eukaryota, Metazoa, Nematoda, Chromadorea, Rhabditida, Meloidogynidae. The record is from the annotation of a GenBank genome assembly.